Molecule: messenger RNA, 1650 nt
Organism: Acanthosepion pharaonis
Lineage: Eukaryota; Metazoa; Mollusca; Cephalopoda; Sepiida; Sepiidae
Source: the annotation of a GenBank genome assembly
AUGGCAAAGUCUAGGCUAACUUCCGAAAGUCAUUCGAUCACCACUCUUCAAGGCUCCACUCACUCCACUCUUUGCUACUGCCUUCCCUCUGAGACGCCAGCUCACUCCUGCAGCUUCCAGCACUCCUGCAGCCUCCAGCUCACUCCUGCAGCUUCCAGCACUCCUGCACCGCUUCCAGCUCACUCCUGCAGUUUCCAGCACUCCUACCGCUUCCAGCUCACUCCUGCAGCUUCCAGCACUCCUGCAGUCUCCAGCUCACCCCUGCGGCGCUCUACUGACGUCCCGCUACCUAUUCCAGCACCCGCUGAUGAUCUAAUCCAGUGCCCACUGACGUCCAGCGCCUUUAAACGUCCGGACACCGCUCCCAACAAACGACCUCUUCGUAGAGGCGGUGGCGGCAGCAGCCGACGGGCUCUCGGUAGAGACUAUUUUACUACUGCUGACAUUGUCGAAUUACAACAGGCUAUGAAAAUGUUACUGGUGAGUUGUCGGUGUCUGAAUGUGCAGAUCCGAGUCAAAGGAGAUGUACUUGAAGAGAAUUACGCAGAUUGCCCAAAGGAAUUGCCUUCCUCAAAGUUUGACUGUCUACCUGAAAGUGCUCUGGAAGGACCCAUUUCUUUGAGUCACACUUUCUUUCUUCAUAAAAAGAUUGUCAAAGAUUGGACAGUUUUUCACUGUCGGAAUUGUGGCAUAGUUACCCAUGCAGUCCGAAAUGAACAAACAGGAGAUAACCAAAAAAUUUUAGUUGGCAAAGAAAUGGAGAAAGAUGCAACUGUUUUGGAACGUUUGAGGCGGUCAACUGCUUUCUCACCAGCCUUUCAAAUUGUACUCAACACAGAUGUACCAUUCACAGGCACUAUGCCUGCUCCACAGUAUUUUGAAUCUCUGCAAAAUCAACUGAGCACAUUGCAAACACAGAUGGAUACGUACAUGAUGGAGGAAGAAAAUGAAAUGGAAGAACGAAUUAGAAAAUAUGAAACCCAACAAAAAGCAAUGUUUGAAGAAGUUCAAGAACGUGCAAAAGAAGACAAGAAAAAGUUAAUUACUAUGCUUCUAUCAGUGAUGGAUGCAAUAAAUGCUGAAAAAGAAGUUGAAGUAGAUAAAAGCGAGAAUAGUUGUGCAUCGGGUUAUCAAAGUUCUGAGUUACCGUCCACACCUAGUGAAAUUAAGAAUGAUUUUCAUUCUAAAUCAGAAUCAACUGGUUCUGAGAAACAAUUAUUAGCCACUACUUCAGGAGAAUUUGACUUGGAGUCAGAUGGAAUGUUUUACAUGAGUGGUGAUGACAGGGGAGACGACUCUGAACCUUUCUAUUUCUCCGAUGACGAUGAUUUUGCCCUUGAUUCCUCCACAGAGGUGGCAUUUCCUUCAUAUCCACCUAAAAAUACCCAAAAGAACUUGAACAAAGAAAUGAUGAUAUCUUCUUCAGUGCCAGUCAAUGUUCCCAGAAUCAAUCAAGCUAUGUUUAAUUCUUCUGCAGCAGAAAAAGAUGACUUUAGCCCCCCACCUCAUGACCCCCAAGAAAUGGCUGCUAGCAUGAGAGCUUUAGCAGAAAGUCUUCGGAAAGAUGAAGGAUUUAUUUUUGGGGACCUACCUCGACCACGACUCAACACUGGUGAUAUAAGUAUAACUCGCCCUUCACGUCUGUUGUAG